AUGAGGCUGUACAGUGGAAACAUUAGUUGUGAGAGCAAUAAACAAUUUCGUGAGAGCAUUGAACAGUUUCGUGAGAGCAUUGAACAUUUUCGUGAGAGAAUUGAACAGUUUCGUGAGAGAAUUGAACAGUUUCGUGAGAGCAUUGAACAGUUUCGUGUGAGAAUUGAACAGUUUCGUAAUAGCAUUAAACAGAUUCGUGAUAGUAUAGAACAGUUUCGUGAUAGUAUAGAACAGUUUCGUGAUAGUAUAGAACAGUUUUGUGAUAGCAUUGAACAGUUUGUGAUAUUUCGUGAGAGUAUUAAACAGUUUUGUGAUAGUAUAGAACAGUUUCGUGAUAGUAUAGAACAGUUUCGUGAUAGUAUAGAACAUUUUUGUGAUAGUAUAGAACAGUUUCGUGAUAACAUAGAACAGUUUGGUGAUAGUAUAGAACAGUUUCGUCAUAGUAUAGAACAGUUUUGUGAUAGUAUAGAACAGUUUUGUGAUAGCAUUGAACAGUUUCGUGAGAGUAUUAAACAGUUUUGUGAUAGUAUAGAACAGUUUCGUGAUAGUAUAGAACAGUUUCGUGAUAGUAUAGAACAGUUUCGUGAUAGUAUAAAACACAUUGAACAGUUUCGUGAUAGUAUAGAACAGUUUUGUGAUAGUAUAGAACAGUUUCGUGAGAGCAUUGAACAGUUUCGUGAUAGCAUUGAACAGUUUCGUGAGAGCAUUGAACAGUUUCCUGAGAGUAUAGAACAGUUGCCUGAGAGCAUUGAACAGUUUCGUGAUAGCAUUAAACAGAUUCGUGAUAGUAUAGAACAGUUUCGUGAUAGUAUAGAACAGUUUCGUGAGAGUAUAGAACAGUUUUGUGAUAGCAUUGAACAGUUUCGUGAUAGUAUAGAACAGUUCCGUGAUAGUAUAGAACUGUUGCGUGAUAGUAUAGAACAGUUUCGUGAUAGUAUAGAACAGUUUCGUGAUAGUAUAGAACAGUUUUGUGAUAGUAUAGAACAGUUUCGUGAGAGCAUUGAACAAUUUCGUGAUAGUAUAGAACAGUUUCGUUAG
Molecule: messenger RNA, 1038 nt
Organism: Pecten maximus
Lineage: Eukaryota; Metazoa; Mollusca; Bivalvia; Pectinida; Pectinidae
Product: golgin subfamily A member 6-like protein 1
Exons: 3
Coding region: 1-1038 (345 amino acids)
Biological process (GO): signal transduction
Cellular component (GO): membrane
Source: RefSeq, a predicted model, not a curated record